AUGGCUACUGCGAACCUUCCGUCUUCUCUGAAAGAAAGCCUGGAAGCAACUAAAGUGGAAUAUGCCCAGCUAGGUUCCUCCGGCCUACGUGUCUCUGUUCCAAUUCUUGGGUGCAUGUCGUUUGGGUCAAAAGAAUGGCAUCCAUGGAUGUUGGAAGAAGAGGAAUCACUAGAAAUCCUAAAGACAGCCUACGCCCGUGGUAUCAAUACUUGGGAUACAGCUAAUAUGUAUUCCAACGGCAUCUCCGAAGAGAUAUUGGGCAAGGCUAUCAAGAAAUUCAACAUUCCUCGCCAUAAACUCGUCCUCAUGACGAAAUGCUGCAUCUAUGUCGGCGAGGAUCCUGAGGUCGUCGGGCCUACUCAUGCCGAACACCUGGCUCGGAGCAAGGACUAUGUCAACCAAGGUGGGCUCUCGCGCACCGCCAUCUUCAACGCAGUAGAUGCCUCUCUUUCUCGGCUGGGGACGUCCUACAUUGACCUCUUCCAAAUUCACCGCUACGACCCAUCCACACCACCUGAAGAGACAAUGAAGGCGCUUCAUGACCUUGUGCAAGUUGGAAAAGUACGUUACAUCGGAGCAAGCUCGAUGUGGGCCACUGAGUUUGCGAAUCUGCAAUUUGUAGCAGAGCGUAACGGCUGGACCAAGUUUGGGACCAAGUUUGUGUCAAUGCAGAAUUACUACAAUUUGUGUUAUCGCGAGGAAGAACGUGAGAUGAACCGGUUUUGCAAAGCCACAGGCGUGGGAAUCAUUCCAUGGUCUCCGCUGUUUGGCGGCUAG
This is a messenger RNA of Talaromyces rugulosus, 777 nucleotides long. RefSeq lists its product as uncharacterized. The transcript has 2 exons. Lineage: Eukaryota; Fungi; Ascomycota; Eurotiomycetes; Eurotiales; Trichocomaceae. The coding region runs from base 1 to 777 and encodes 258 amino acids. The record is from RefSeq and is a predicted model, not a curated record.